UCCAUCUCUGCCUUGGCUCAGUCCCCUGCACCUCUUCAAAGACAAAGAAGGCCCUCCAUCAGCACUCAGUCUCUCCACAAAUCCAGCUCAAGAAGCUCCAAGAUGCCGGACACAAUUAUGUCCAAGGAGCCCAGUUCCAACCUGGAGAGUGCCAUGCAGAUGCUCAUAAAGACCUUCCACAAGUACUCCGGGAAGGAGGGCGACAAGUUCACGCUGAGCAGGGGUGAACUGAAGGAGCUGCUACUAGAGGAGCUGGGGACUUACUUAGGGGGCUCCUCCAAAGAUAAUGAAGCAGUUGAGAAGGUGAUGAACGACUUGGACGCCAACAACGACGGGGAGGUGGACUUCACCGAGUUCAUCAUCCUGAUGGGCGCCCUCACUGUCGCCUGCAACGACUUCUUCCUGGAUAGCAAAACAGAUGAGACACCAAAGGAAGGCGAGUCGGCGGAGAAGAAAAAUUGAAUCAGUGCAAGAGAGGAGAGGGGGGAGAGUAGGAGGGAGAGGAAGGGGUAAAGAAGGAGGAGGAGGGGAAAUAACUGUUGCAAUGGAUUUUUGUCUUAUGCAAUUUGUAAACACUACAACUACAUAUGAGGGGAGCGGUCCAGCAGAUAGAUUGUGGGUCCACAGUAUACAGGAUAUUCAGCAGGGGUAGUGUUUUCUCCUAUUUUUCAUACCACAACAUAUCCGGAGCUAGUUGAACCCAAAGUGAGUGACUUUACAUACAGAACAGGGUAUAUUUAAAUUCAAAUAUAGCAGUUUUAACAGUUUGUUGUAUGUUCUGAGCAAGGCACUGAAAGAAAGGAAGCUAGAGCACUUCUUGCACAUGAAUAAUUUGUGAACAUAUAUGAAGUAACAGAUUAUCCUAUUAUUGUAUGUACUCCGCGUUGAACAAUAGAAUAUGAUUUAUCCCAUUUCUUGCGCAUAUUUUGUAAUCCUUUUUGGUAAUAA
Trematomus bernacchii (emerald rockcod) is the source of this 948-nucleotide messenger RNA. It is a transcript of the gene s100s, whose product is annotated as S100 calcium binding protein S. The coding region runs from base 103 to 462 and encodes 119 amino acids. The transcript has 4 exons. Lineage: Eukaryota; Metazoa; Chordata; Actinopteri; Perciformes; Nototheniidae. The record is from RefSeq and is a predicted model, not a curated record. Gene Ontology annotation, molecular function: calcium ion binding.